Molecule: messenger RNA, 1328 nt
Organism: Raphanus sativus (radish)
Lineage: Eukaryota; Viridiplantae; Streptophyta; Magnoliopsida; Brassicales; Brassicaceae
Product: serine/arginine-rich splicing factor RS2Z32
Exons: 6
Coding region: 372-1115 (247 amino acids)
Biological process (GO): mRNA splicing, via spliceosome
Cellular component (GO): nuclear speck
Molecular function (GO): mRNA binding; zinc ion binding
Source: RefSeq, a predicted model, not a curated record
UUUUGCAGAUUUGAAAUAUGCCUCGAUUUGAUGAUCGAUAUGGAAACACUCGCCUCUACGUUGGCCGUUUGUCAUCUAGAACUCGCAGCAGGGAUCUUGAGCGUCUUUUCAGCAGAUACGGAAGGUUUCUCUGUGGGGGGUUUGCCUAACCUGGAGAGAUGUUUGAUGAGUUGUGUGGACUUGGUGUUGGUGUAAUUUGGUGGGAACUCUCUCGCCUGGUGUUAUAGAUGGUGCAUCGGCGAUUUUGUUUGUUCAUUUAUUGCAUGUUUUUUAGUGGGACUUGGCCCUACUAGAGUCUCAGAAUGGUGUUUUAAGUAAAUGAUGGGCCUUGAUUUUCUGGCUACACUUUCCGCAGAGUACGGGAUGUUGAUAUGAAGCGCGACUACGCCUUUGUUGAAUUUAGCGAUCCUCGUGAUGCUGAUGACGCAAGAUACUACUUAGAUGGACGAGACUUCGAUGGAAGUCGCAUCACUGUCGAGGCUUCCAGAGGGGUUAGUUUGUUUGCUCCUCGUGGUUCUCGGGACGGUGGCAGCAGAGGUCCUCCUCCUGGUUCUGGUCGCUGUUUUAACUGUGGUGUUGAUGGUCAUUGGGCUAGAGACUGCACAGCAGGUGACUGGAAGAACAAAUGUUACCGAUGUGGUGAAAGAGGACACAUUGAGAGAAACUGCAAGAACAGUCCUAGUCCUAAGAAGGCCAGGCGUGGUGGAAGCUACUCCAGGUCACCAGUUAAAUCCCGCUCCCCUCGCCGCAGAAGAAGCCCAAGCCGUAGCCGUAGUUACAGCCGUGGUCGUAGCUACAGCCGUUCACGAUCGCCAGUGAGAAGAGAGAGAAGCGUGGAGGAUAGAUCACUCAGUCCCAAGGCAAUGGAGCGAUCCGUAUCUCCCAUAGGCAAAGACCAAAGCCUUAGUCCAGAGCGAAGAGCCGUAGAUGCAAGCCCAAAACUAGAAAAGCAAGUUGGGUCGGACUAUGAAGCCAGCCCAAGGGAGAAUGGUAAUGGCAAGAACUCUGCGAGUCCUAUUGCGGGAGGUGAAGAAAGUCCUGCUCAAGACAGGAGCCCCAUUGAUGAUGAGCCUGAGCUUAACCGUUCUUCCCCUAAAGGCAGCGAGUCACCGUGAUGGCUCGUUACCCCCAAACAGGGUAAGAAGCUCAAUGUAUCAUUGUGUGUCAAUUGGGUGUUGUUCCUUAAACUUUUUCGUUGUGGACUCGUUUGUUUGUCUUGAGACAACUUUUAAACUUUGUUAUGUUUCAUAAACUUGUUUUUAGCAAAACAUAUUUAUAAUAUUCUCGUUUGUAAACUCUUAUGAAUAAAGCUUUCGAUUGUUUAUGCA